AUGAUUCAGAAGUGCCCUGGCAUUCUAUUCUUAAGUGUUUUACAUCUAAAUCCAAUUCUGAGUGUUUUGUAUCUAAACCCAACUUUGAAUGAGAGAGAGGAUAUCCAAAAGAAGACAUUCACAAAAUGGAUCAAUUCUCAGUUUACCAAGGCAAAACGGCCAACAAUCACUGACUUGUUUGUGGAUCUGAGAGAUGGGGAGCGACUGCUGUCACUUCUGGAGGUUCUUAGCGGACUUAGUCUUAAACCAGAGAAGGGCAGACUUCGUGUACAUCACAUCAAUAACUUGAACAGAGCCUUGGAGAUUCUAGAAAAUAAUUACAAUAUCAAGCUUGUCAACAUCAGCAGUAAUGAUAUUGCCGAUGGGAACCCCAAGCUUACUCUGGGACUCGUGUGGAGCAUCAUUCUUCACUGGCAGGUCAAAGAUGUGAUGAAAAACGUCAUGGAAGAUCUGGGGCAGACAAACCUGGAGAGGACCUUGCUCAACUGGUGCCAGAUGUCAACACAAGGAUAUGAGAGAGUGGAUAUUGUCAAUUUUACAACCAGCUGGAGGGAUGGGCUGGCCUUCAACGCUCUGAUACAUCAUUACAGACCUGACCUGUUCAACUACAGAGACUUGCUGACCAAGGACAGUCACUACAACCUCAACUACGCCUUCCACACUGCCAGUGAAAGGCUGGGGAUUGACAAGCUUCUGGAUGCUGAAGAUAUGAACGUGGAUGUACCAGACAAAAAAUCAGUGAUGACCUACCUAAUGUGCCUAUUUCAAGUACUACCACAUACUAGCAUGCCCGCCAGGAAUGCCAACACAAACGGAGUGUCGGAAAUAGUUUUCUCGCCUGCAUCUGGGGGUAACUUUUCAUCCGAGGUGGAUAUUGGCUUGGUCAACUAUAGAGACAAGGGCCUGAAUGCUUCUGAG
Candidula unifasciata is the source of this 918-nucleotide messenger RNA. The record is from the annotation of a GenBank genome assembly. NCBI's taxonomy places the organism in Eukaryota, Metazoa, Mollusca, Gastropoda, Stylommatophora, Geomitridae.